UAAUUUUCUACGAAAUUAAUUUGUUCCAUGAAGGUAGCUCUGAAGUAUCCACAUUCUAUAAAUAUGAUACUUUUCUACUGAGGAAUGACUCGGUUUUUAUUAUUGAUACAGCCGGAUGUAAAAUUCCAAAUUAUCAGGCAUUUGAUUUUUCGAUCAGGGAAAAAAUUCGGCCUGGCAAAUUUACGAAUUGUAACAAGAGUCCUUCUUUCCUUAAAAUACGAUCAAACUGCCUUGAAAUAGAUCGCGCAGUCUUGCAGAAAUCUCCGUUCAAAAACUCGUUUUCCUUCUGUCAAGUUCAUAGUAUAUAUCGGCCCAGACGAGGACAGCACCAUAAUUACUUCAGAUACAUACCAGAAAACGGAAGUCUGAUGAUCGGUGACCAAUUCUGUCUCGAUAGUGACAUGGCAAGAGUUCGAUGUUUUGACAGAAAAAACCGGACCAUUUUCACGGAACUUUUCUGGAUAUACCAAAGGAAUGAUUCGUAUGAAGAGCUCUGUGAUAAACGUACGAGAAAAAGGGUAAAUGAUUCAAAUAGUACCGAAAACCUUAGUGUUCUGUUGCUUGGUGUGGACUCAACCUCGAGACUAAACUCACAAAGAUAUUUUUUAAAAACGAGACAAAUAUUGGAAAAGAAAUGAAAUUCCUUUGAAUUCAAAGGUCAUAACAUUGUAGGAAUGACUACAUUUCAAAAUGUGGUCCCUUUGUUGACUGGAAAGAGUAUAUACGAUCUGAAAGAAGAUGGUAAAUUUGGAAACACCACAAUGGAUGAUUUUCAGUUUAUUUGGAAAGAUUACGAAGAGAAGGGAUACAGGACGUUGUUUGCUGAAGAUGCAGCACAUAUGUCUACAUUUGACUAUUUUAAACCUGGCUUUGUUAACUACCCAACUCAUUAUUAUAACCGCCCUUGGUCCGUUGCCUGGUGGUAUGCUGGCUCACCUCGCUGUAUGGGUGGCCGUUCGGAACCAGAAGCAGUAAUGGAUUAUUUAACAACAUUUGUAGAUGUGUAUAAAUCUAAGCCCUACUUCACUUUUGUGUUUCUUUCCUCGCUGACACAUGAACGUCAGGAAUUAUCAGCGGAAAUGGAUGAAGUCUUGUCAAAGUUCUUCACCAAGGCUCUUGAAUCAAAUGCUUUUAACAACACCAUUGUGUUUUUCUUUAGCGAUCAUGGAUUUAGAAUUAGUAGAACACGUUGGACGGAUAUUGGCAUGUAUGAAGUAUUGUCGCCUAUGUUAUUCAUCUCUAUUCCUAAAUGGUUUUCAGAUAAGUACAAAAAGAUAGCCAACAAUCUACGAAAUAAUGCAUAUAAGCUUACAACAGUUUACGAUAUCUAUGAAACUCUUCGAGAUAUUUUAAAUUUCAAUGUACAAGAACAUAGUUCUGUUCUCAGAGGAGAAAGUUUAUUUUCAAACGUCUCGAAAACUAGAAACUGCACUGAUGUUGGUGUCCCUGAAUCCCUAUGCUCAUGCGGCCAUUACAUAAAAAUCGAGGAUUUUUCAACAAUUUAUGCAGCUCGCAACUUAUCUACAGAAAUUGUUUCUAAAUUAAAUGAUUUGUUAAAAACCCAAUCAAAAUGUGAACGCAUCAGUUUGGAUAAAACAAUAUCAGUUUAUCAAAGAGUUUUGGGAAGCAAAUCUUCAUACCGAAUAACUAUACGAACACUACCUGGAAAAGCGUUGUUCGAAGCGUCAGUUUCCUUAAUAAAUGACACUUACCACGUGGGACAAAUAUUACGCAUUAACAAAUAUGGCGAUCAAUCAAUAUGUUUGAACGACUAUUUCUUACGCAAUUAUUGUUACUGUAAGAAUACUUGAAA
Molecule: messenger RNA, 1813 nt
Organism: Saccostrea cuccullata (small rock oyster)
Lineage: Eukaryota; Metazoa; Mollusca; Bivalvia; Ostreida; Ostreidae
Exons: 1
Coding region: 675-1811 (378 amino acids)
Source: RefSeq, a predicted model, not a curated record